AAAUGACCAAAGCUGUUAAGGGACGUAAAACAAAACAAAACAAAAAAACAAACUAACAAUUUGUUCUAAUACGAAUACAAUGUAAUGAUGUUCUUUACCUUUCUUUUCUUGUACAUAUUGUAGGUUGUCGAUGUUAAAUUAAUAACUCUACAAAUACAAGACUAAGUAUUUAGCAAUGGCCGAAACCGGCAAAAGAGUGGAAGAAGAUUAUAAAAUGUGGAAGAAAGAAAACCAUCCAAACAGCAGAUUUAUUCCUAUGGAAAUGUUCAAGCUUCUGACGCAUUGCACGAAAGCAGAUCUAAAAAAAGAUAUAGUAAAAAAUGGUCUUUUGAAAAAGUGUUACGAUUUUAAAGAAUGGGAAGAACCAUUGGCACAAGACGAUGCUCCGGAGGGAGUUUGGUUCGGAAUAACAAUGGGGAACAGUUUACUUCCAUCUAUAUCUCCUUUCGGCACAGAACGUGUGUUGAAACCAGUAGAGAGUCUACAAACGGAUCUUGGUAGCUGUAAUCCGGUAUUAUAUUUAGAAGCGAUUAAAUUUCGCGAAAACACUAGGAAUGUUAGACUAAUUCUUCUAAAAGGUGAUGACGAAGAAAGUAUUGAUUGGUGUGAAGAGCAAUGUCUUUAUGAACUUGAUAUCCAUGACAACCCAUUUCUGACCAUUAACAUGACGGAAUGCGUAUGGAUAUGGAAAACAUUGAAAAAUGGACCGGAAGGAGAGAAGCCAGACACGUGGGUGGCUGUCUUUAUUGCUCGUGAUGUGGAUGUUACUGGCUGUACGUGGGAUACAGUUGAACAAUACGGAUACAGCCCGCAAAACAGCCAGUAUGAUCGACGCAAUCACGACCGAUUUGAUACUCGGUGUUUUAUUUGUGGAAAGCGAGGUCAUUGGAUGGAUAGCUGUCCGAAAAGAGAGUGUUUCCGUUGCGGAGGUUACGAUCACUGGGCUGAGGACUGUCCCAGGUCUGUAAGAUUCUGUACGAAAUGUGGCCAGUAUGGUCAUCGCAGCCCCGAAUGUUCCGAGCUGGUGUGCUUUACAUGUGGGAAGUUAGGCCAUUUUGGUGAUAAAUGUCAAAAGACAAAAUGUUUCCGAUGCGGAGGAUACGGUCACUGGGCUGACGACUGUUCAAGUGGCUACACAACACGUCGCCAUUUCGGUCAACGCAGACCUGACCAAUCUGAGAUUGGGUGUGUUAUGUGUGGACAGCUAGGACACAGGAUGGAUAACUGUCCAAACACACAAUGUUUCCAGUGUGAUGGUUACGGUCACUGGGCUGAAGACUGUCCUAGUGACUACACAACAAGUCGCCAUUUUGGUCAACGCAAACCCGACCACUUUAAGAUCGCAUGUGUUAUGUGUGGACAGCUAGGACACAGCAUGGAUAACUGUCCAAACACACAAUGUUUCCGGUGUGAAGGUUACGGUCACUGGGCUGAGGACUGUCCUAGAAACUGUGCGAAACGUCGUCGUUCUGAGACUGAUUGCUAUACAUUCAGAUAACUAGGCCAUUGGGUUGAUUACUGUCUAAUUCACCUUGAUAAGUACAACAUCUUGCUUGAAUAUCAGGAUCCGAAACGUCUGGCAAAAUCAGCUUAUUCAACAAUUCUUGACAGAAUCUGCGUGGUAUCGGCCGUUUUUUGCCCCCGAAUCAGUCUUUUUAUUCAUCCUUGGACUUCAGAAUAGCAUUGUGUCAAAUGGAAUUUGGACUGCUCCUGGGGGCUGAGGGAUAGGGCAAAAAGAGGAAAAUGGUGAAAUUCAGCAAUUAAAAAGACUGCAUCUCCUAAAGGACUGAA
Messenger RNA from Mizuhopecten yessoensis (Yesso scallop), 1791 nucleotides. RefSeq names its product zinc finger CCHC domain-containing protein 7-like. Gene Ontology annotation, cellular component: cytoplasm. Gene Ontology annotation, biological process: positive regulation of cytoplasmic translation. Gene Ontology annotation, molecular function: zinc ion binding; translation regulator activity; mRNA binding. Bases 176 to 1498 code for a protein of 440 amino acids. The transcript has 6 exons. The record is from RefSeq and is a predicted model, not a curated record. NCBI's taxonomy places the organism in Eukaryota, Metazoa, Mollusca, Bivalvia, Pectinida, Pectinidae.